Messenger RNA from Clarias gariepinus (North African catfish), 864 nucleotides. It is a transcript of the gene prss1, whose product is annotated as serine protease 1. Gene Ontology annotation, molecular function: serine-type endopeptidase activity. The record is from RefSeq and is a predicted model, not a curated record. The coding region runs from base 30 to 770 and encodes 246 amino acids. Gene Ontology annotation, biological process: proteolysis. The transcript is spliced from 5 exons. NCBI's taxonomy places the organism in Eukaryota, Metazoa, Chordata, Actinopteri, Siluriformes, Clariidae.
ACCUUCUGCUGAUCAUCACUGACCGAAUUAUGAAGUGGAUCAUUUUACUCUCUCUCUUUGCAGUGGCAUUCACUGCCCCUGUGAAUGACGAUGAUAAGAUUGUUGGAGGGUAUGAGUGCAGAAGGAAUGGUGUUCCCUAUCAGGUGUCUCUAAAUAUUGGAUACCACUUCUGUGGAGGCUCUCUGAUAAGCAAUCUCUGGGUCGUGUCAGCUGCUCACUGUUACAAGUCGCGUAUUGAGGUGCGUUUGGGUGAGCACAACAUCGAUGCCAACGAAGGAACAGAGCAGUUCAUUAGCUCAGCAACGGUCAUCAGACACCCCAGUUACAGCAGCAGCACUCUCAACAAUGAUAUCAUGCUCAUCAAGCUGAGCCGGGCUGCCAGCCUGAAUAGCUACGUGCAAACUGUGGCUUUGCCGUCCAGCUGUGCUUCUGCUGGUACAACAUGUCUGAUCUCUGGAUGGGGAAACACCCUCAGCAGUGGCACAAACUACCCAUCCAAUCUGAGGUGCUUGGACGCCCCAAUCCUGAGUGACACCACUUGCAGAAAUUCUUAUCCGGGUCAGAUCACUAGCAACAUGUUCUGUGCUGGCUUCAUUGAGGGAGGCAAAGAUUCUUGCCAGGGAGAUUCUGGUGGCCCAGUCGUGUGCAACAAUCAACUUCAGGGUAUCGUGUCCUGGGGAUACGGCUGCGCUCAAAAGAACAACCCUGGUGUCUACACCAAGGUCUGCAACUACAAUACCUGGAUCAGGAACACCAUGAGCAGCAAUUAGUUCCUUCAGAUGUCACACUUUGUGGCGCUCACUACAACACCACCAAAUAUAUGUGAAUAAAUAAACUAAAUUACCUUUUUCUCUGCAAAUGAAA